ACUCAGGGCAGGUGAGACUGACACACAGAGCACAGGCAAAUACAUAAAAAAAACACAAAGUCCAAAACACACACACACACACACACACACUUACAAAAAUCAGAACCAUGACAGGGAUACAUUCAGCUUUCAUAAAAUUCUUUGGCCUUUCUGCUUUAUUUAAUGGUGACAGUAGAGAAACAAGAAAGACAGGAAAUGGCAUGGAGCAAAUGGCUGGAGGAAUCAAACCUGCUGCUGGGACCUGGCAACCGUGGCUCACGUACAAUUACGUCGACGCUCGCAGGGGGGGAAACAUGUCGGCGUCCGAGACAACGACAAAGGAGCCUCUGGAAGAAAAUGCCUCAGAAACACGAGGAGAUUUGUUAGCGGGAGCAAAUCAAGCAAAAGAAGGUAAGGCAGCUUCCAACACAUCUGUGGUUGCCAAGGAGACAGCGCCCGCUGGUGAGAUGUCUCUGCAGCCUGGAAAAGAUGGUUCCCAAAUUGGAGAGGAGAGCGAGAAGCGACCACCUCCCUCUUCCCCAUCAAACAAAGCUCCUGCAGGACACGCAGCAAAGUCCCUUGCAUCGACCUCCUCCUCAUCACUCCCCUCCUUUCCCUCUACCUCUUCGGCUUUGUCUCCUGGCCGAGCAAAGAUGAGUGUUUCUGGGCCCAGCAGCAGUAAAUCAGUCCUGCCACCUGCUCCUCCUACCUCCUCUUCCUCUUCCUCCACAGCGUCUUCCGCUCCUUCUGUCUCAACUGCCCCGCCAAAGAUCCACCGGGCCCGCAAGACCAUGAACAGGCCCCCACCCAUGCAGAUAAGCCGUGUUGAGGCACCAAUUGUACCUGUUAUUCCUUCAGGACCUUCUGCCUGCCUUGCUUCAGAUGGUGAAACUGCUGCAAAAAGGAGAAAACUGGGCCUGUUAUCCGAUAGCACACCUGAGAAGGCUGAGAAAGUCCCAGACAAAGCCCAGAAGGUUGAAAGUUUAUUCCAUAAAGAGGUGGAGCCUCUUAACAAGCCUAGCCCGGUGAAGAGCAGCACCUCCAACUCGGUGGAGGAGGCAGCUGAGCCAGUGAAAGUUUUCAGUCCAUCCACUCGGGAUUCAGACAAGUCUGAAGACUGUGCAUCAGAAGCACGGCCACAGGCUAAGGAUAUUGAGGGAUCAGUGAAGGUGUCAGAUCAUAGUUCAGAGUCUGAUGCACAGAGGGGGGUCCAGAGUAAAAAUGGAACCGCCGAGUUUCCAUGGCAACAGUCAGGCCAGGGCAGAGAGAGAGACACCGCUGAUGAGGUGGAGACGCUUGGAGUGGAAGAAGCAGCAGGUUCUCUUGAAAAGGCCAGUGAAUACACAGAAGUCCCCUUGGGUGCCUUAGACAUCGCUGCUGCAGACAGUCUGACACUCUCACCUCAUCAUGAAGGAAGUGAUGCAGGAGACACGGAGCGGCUGGAGGAGCUUCCUCUGUGCAGCUGCAGGAUGGAGGCUCCUCGUGUCGACAGCACCAGCCACAGCAUCAGCAGACAGUGCAUGGCCACUGAGAGCAUCAAUGGAGAGCUAAGGGCCUGUACCAGUACGACUAUAAAAGGGGAGACAAUGCGGCCGUCCAGUCGCGUGCCCCUCAUGGUGCUUUGUGAGAACCAUCGCUCACACAUGGUCAAACACCACUGCUGUCCCGGAUGUGGAUACUUCUGCAUAGCGGGUACUUUUCUGGAGUGCUGCCCAGACCAGCGCAUCGCUCACCGUUUCCACCGGGGCUGCGUGACGGUGCUGGGCGGAGGGCGCAGCAGGGCAAACGGCGGCGGCAUGCUUUUCUGUCCCCACUGCGGUGAAGAUGCCUCGGAGGCCCAGGAGGUCACCAUCCCCCCCUUCGCCUCAGCAGCGACCGUCGUCACCAUGUCGGCCUCCUCCACCACCACUCCAUCCCUCCCUCCCCCUGUCCUGACGGCGCCCUCCCUCACGGCUUCCACAGGAGGCAUGAAGGACGGGAAGAAGCCAGAGAGACCCGUCAGCGCUCGUAUCCGCAGUCAUGGAGUGAUAAAGCGUGAGGUGGAGCAGCCUCCCCAGCCUAUAGCCUCAGGAGAGGGGGGAGUGGACAGCGUGGGGCCUUCCAUCUGCCUUCCGAAUGGCAAACCCAUCUGCCCCAGUGCUCUUCCUCCCGGGCCGAGCAGGGCAGCGCUGCAGAAGGCCAUUCUCACCCAGGACACUGAGAGGAGGAAGAAGCUGAGGUUCCACCCCCGCCAGCUCUACCCUGCUGCCAAGCAAGGCGAGGCGCAGAGAGUUCUUCUCAUGCUGAUGGAGGGCAUAGAUCCCACGUACCAGCCUGACUCUCAGAACAGGCGCUCUGCUCUGCACGCUGCAGCUCAGAGAGGCCUGCUGGAGAUCUGCUACAUGCUGGUGCAGGCAGGUGCUAAAGUGGAUGCCCAGGACAAGGCCAUGAGGACGCCUCUGCUAGAGGCAAUCAUCAACAACCAUGUGGAGGUGGCUCGCUACCUGGUCCAGAACAGUGCCUCUGUCUAUCAUGCUGAGGACGACGGAUACACCGGUCUCCACCAUGCAGCCAAGCUGGGCAACUUGGAAAUUGUGUACCUUCUGCUGGAGACGGGGCAGGUUGAUGUCAACGCACAGGACAGUGGUGGCUGGACGCCAAUCAUCUGGGCUGCUGAGCACAAACAUGUCGAUGUGAUCAGAGCUCUGCUGAACAGAGGAGCUGAUGUCACCAUCAGGGACAAGGAGAUGAACGUGUGUCUCCACUGGGCGUCGUUUGCAGGCAGUGUGGAUAUCGCUGAGCUGGUGCUGAACGCCGGCUGUUGCCUGUCCUCUGUCAACAUGCACGGAGACACACCACUCCAUAUCGCUGCCAGGGAGGGCUUCGAGGACUGUGUUACGUUGUUCCUCUCCAGAGGGGCAGAUAUCGACAUCAUGAACAGGGAAGGAGAUACGCCUCUCAGCCUGGCACGAGUCGAUACGCCGGUGUGGGUGGCACUCCAGAUUAACAGGAAGCUGCGACGAGGGAUAACCAAUCGCGUGCUUCGGACGGAGAGGAUCAUCUGCAGUGACAUUGCACAGGGCUAUGAGAACGUGCCCAUCCCCUGUGUGAAUGCAGUGGAUGACGAGGACUGCCCUUCAGACUAUAAAUAUGUUUCAGAGAACUGUGAAACUUCUGCAAUGAACAUAGACCGCAACAUCACACACUUACAGCACUGUAGCUGUACAGACGACUGCUCAUCUAGUAACUGCCUCUGUGGACAGCUCAGUAUCCGCUGCUGGUAUGACAAGGACCAGCGGUUGCUUCAGGAGUUCAACAAAAUUGAACCCCCGCUCAUUUUUGAAUGUAACCUGGCGUGUGCCUGCUACCGAACAUGCAAGAACAGAGUAGUACAGGCGGGCAUCAAAGUUCGUCUCCAGCUCUACAGGACAGAGAAGAUGGGCUGGGGAGUCCGUGCUCUGCAGGACAUUCCCCAGGGAAGCUUCAUUUGCGAAUAUGUGGGGGAGCUGAUCUCCGAUGCAGAAGCAGAUGUCAGAGAAGAUGACUCCUACCUGUUUGACCUGGACAAUAAGGACGGGGAGGUGUAUUGUAUUGAUGCCCGCUACUACGGCAACAUCAGUCGCUUCAUCAACCACUUGUGUGACCCCAACCUCAUCCCAGUGCGUGUGUUCAUGCUGCAUCAGGACCUGCGAUUCCCGCGCAUCGCCUUCUUCAGCUCCAGAGAUAUCCUCAGUGGGCAAGAGCUAGGGUUUGACUACGGAGAUCGCUUUUGGGACAUCAAGAGCAAGUAUUUCACCUGUCAGUGUGGAUCGGAGAAAUGCAAACACUCAGCCGAGGCCAUCGCUUUGGAGCAGAGCAGGCUCGCUCGGCUGGAGGCCUGCCCCGAGUCAGGAGCUGACCUGGGGAUGGCCAUGCUGGGAAACUCUUAAGUGCCACAUUGUACCACAAAAUAAUACAUUCUGGGGGCUGCAUUUUGUGCUAUCUUGUCAUUAUCUGUGAUUUUGUUUGUUUGUUUGUUUGUUUUUCUAUGUAAGGUGCUAUUUUGUCUACUUAAAUAGAACUGAACAUAUUCUUAAAUUGAGAAUUGACAAUGUCAGUCAUCCAUUAUGCCAUUUUUAAACGUUUUGUUUGUUAAUAGAGUAUGAGUCUUGUCUUGUUUCACAUUUUGAGGGUAACAUGAGGAAAAGAAGUGGUCUGUCAUGCUGUGUAAAGUCACUGUGCUCUUUUGACAUGAGAUGAAAGUUUGUGCACUCAGUCUGCUAACUAACAGUCAUGCACUCAUUUUGUGCCAAGAAACAAUGUAUUUGGAUAUAAUAAUGGGUCAGACUGUAGCCAAGCAGGACUCAAUAUGGACCUGAGGAGGACAUCACUUGCGGAUAUUUGUGUUGGCUCUGUUUUGUCAUUUUUAUACGUUCUUUGUCAUUUGAUUUUUUUUUUUUUUUUCACAUUUAGUUUAAUAAAUUAGCUCAUGACUGAUCUUGGGCUCUUGCAUUUGA
Messenger RNA from Myripristis murdjan (pinecone soldierfish), 4454 nucleotides. It is a transcript of the gene ehmt2, whose product is annotated as euchromatic histone-lysine N-methyltransferase 2. The record is from RefSeq and is a predicted model, not a curated record. Gene Ontology annotation, molecular function: zinc ion binding; histone H3K9 methyltransferase activity; p53 binding. Lineage: Eukaryota; Metazoa; Chordata; Actinopteri; Holocentriformes; Holocentridae. Bases 108 to 3887 code for a protein of 1259 amino acids. Gene Ontology annotation, cellular component: chromatin; nucleus. The transcript is spliced from 29 exons. Gene Ontology annotation, biological process: peptidyl-lysine dimethylation; negative regulation of transcription by RNA polymerase II.